AACUCUACACCUGAGCAGCAGCAGCUCCUCAUACCUGAGGAGCAACUUGUGGAAGCAGAGCCAGUCACACACACACGAUGGAAGGUGGACGGACACUGGACAGCGAGGAGCCAAGCAAAGACCAAGGGGAGGAGGAGGAGGAGAAGGAGGGGAGCAGUCUGGACUGGCUCAUGAGAAAAGACCACAUAGAGAUUACUCCUAUGGAUUCCAACGUUUUAACGUCUAGUGUUGACAACGUCUGCAGCCUAGCGUUCACCAGGGAGCGAGUGUUUGAAGCAGCAUCUCAGGGGGACACAGCUCAGCUUCACGGCCUGCUCGACUACCUGCGACUUCAUGAUCUACGACUUACGAGCCCAGAUUACACAGAUGAAACGAAUGGGAAGACGGUGCUCCUGAAAGCUUUGCUGAAUCUAAAAGAUGGAAAAAAUGACACUGUUGAAGUUCUGCUUGACGUAGCAGAGAAAACUGGAGAUUUAGAAAAUUUAGUCAACGCGUCUUACAAAGAUCUUUGCUACAAAGGUCAGACGCCGCUGCACGUCGCCAUCGAAAGAAGAAGCUUCGACCACGUGAAGCUGCUCGUCCAGAAAGGAGCAGACGUGCAGGCCAAAGCCAACGGGAAGUUCUUCCAGCGCAAAGCAGGACUGGGCUUUUAUUUCGGAGAACUUCCACUGUCGCUGGCGGCCUGCACCAACCAGCCCAACAUCGUGUCCUUCCUCAUGGAGAACCCGUUCAGAAGAGCCGACCUGGCCGACAAGGACUCCCAGGGAAACACCGUCUUCCACACCUUGGUGGUCAUAGCGGACAACACCACAGAAAACACGGAGAUGGUCGCGAGGAUGUACGACGAGAUCCUCGUUCAGCACAACAAACUAGAGAAAACAGAAAAAGUGAAGCUGGAGGCGAUUGAGAACAAUCAGGGGUUGACGUCUCUGAAGUUAGCGGCCAAGCUGGGAAAGAUCGGGCUGUUCAGACACAUUCUGCAGCGGGAGUUUGAGGAUGAGGAGAUGAGGCCGCUGUGCAGGAAGUUGACAGAAUGGGUCUACGGGCCGGUUCACUCCUCGCUCUACGACAUGACUUCCAUCGACACCAGCGAAGACAACUCUGUGCUGGAGAUCGUCGUCUUUGGGAGUGAAAUUCCGAAUCGUCCUGAGAUGCUCCAGAUCGAACCUCUCCGCAGUCUCCUCCAGGACAAAUGGGACAGAUUUGCUUCUAAACUAUUCUUGAUGAAUUUCUUGGUGUAUGUGAUGUACGUGAUCAUCUUCACCACCGUGGCCUACAACAGAAAGGUCGGACAGCCACCGUUCCCCAUCGAGAACGUCCCGGUCGACGGCCUGCGCUGCACCGGGGAGAUCUUCUGUGUCCUCGGAGCCGUGUGGUUCCUCUACAAAGCGAUAACCAUUUUCAGGAAGAACCCUCCAAACUUCAAGGCUCUUUACACAGAUGGAUUCUCUGACAUUCUGUUUUUCGUGCAGGCGAUUCUUCUUCUCGUCUGCACGGUCGUGUACAUCUGUGGGCGGAGGGAAUACGUGGGCCUCCUCGUGCUCUCGCUGGCUCUGGCCUGGAUCAACGUCCUUUACUACUCAAGAGGCUCCAAACAAAUGGGGAUAUACAAUGUCAUGAUGCAAAGAAUGAUUCUUGGAGACAUCUUAAUCUUUCUAUGUGUCUAUGGAGUCUUGCUAUUUGGAUUUUCUGCAGCCAUCGUUUCUCUCAUGGAUGACACUGCUCAUAAAAACGAUUCAGUGCCUCGUGGAAGGAGUUUCGACGUCGAGACGUUUACGUGCAAAAAGCCGAGUUACAACGACAUCCGCUUUACAACACUGGAACUGUUCAAGUUCACUAUAGGAAUGGGAGAUCUGGAGUUCACCGACCACGUCCAGUAUAAAGAAAUUUUCUACAUCCUGCUCAUCUCGUACAUUGUCCUGACUUACAUCCUGCUGCUCAACAUGCUCAUAGCACUGAUGGGCAACACAGUGGAUAGAAUCUCCAAAGAAAGUGAAAACAUCUGGAACCUGCAGAGAGCAUUUACGAUUUUGGAGAUGGAGCGAACUGUGCCGAGGGGCCUGAGGAGCAAACUGUUCACCGGAGAGACGAAGAUGGUUUGUCCGAGAGGCCAGAAGGACGAGCGUCGCAGAUUUUUCAGGGUGGAGGAAAUGAACUGGAGACAGUGGAGGUCGCAUCUCGGUGGGAUCCAAGAGGAAGACCCAGGAAAUGACAUGAUGCCGCCGCAGCCUCACAACCCGACACCUCGGAACAUGUGGAACCUGAGUCCACUGUUGGAGAAGAUUCGUACCAAACGUCGCCAGCCACAGAAUUUCAGCUUUCCCUAAUGAUCCCGACCCACAACCCCCCACACACACACACACACACACACACACACACACACACACACACACACACACACACACACACACACACACACACACACACACACCCCACACACAUAAAAGAACAAAAACACCAGUGCAAAAGUUUCAUGUGGAAUAUUGAGUUGCCUCAGUGGACUCUUCAGUCUAAAAAGGUUUAUUUUAAGAUAAAAUGGCAGCUUUUUUAUAUCAUAACAUUUCCUAAAAGAGACAGGAAUCUGGAAAUACUGUAUAUAUACCAUUAAUUAGUUAUGAUUAUAGGGAUAGAACUUUUAUAAUUACACUUUUCUCACAGGACACAAUUAAAGAGUUCUGUAAGUGAGACCAGGAGAUGACGUCAGCUCACAGACACUAAAUCCUCAUUGUUUGUAUUCACCUCCGAAGCAGAGCAGCCAUUAAUAAACUGAACAGCUCUCACUUGUGUUUGUGAAUAACAAACUCAAUCACUCACUUAGAUCCACUUGUUGUGUGAUUGAUUUACUGUAUUUUUGAAGCAGCACAUUAACAGUGGUCAAACAUAUAAUUUAUAAAAUGAAACUGUGAAUUAACAACAGUCUGUGAUUAAAGGUUGAUUGAUUGAU
This is a messenger RNA of Hippoglossus stenolepis (Pacific halibut), 2944 nucleotides long. RefSeq names its product transient receptor potential cation channel subfamily V member 1-like. Gene Ontology annotation, biological process: calcium ion import across plasma membrane. Gene Ontology annotation, cellular component: membrane. The coding region runs from base 78 to 2327 and encodes 749 amino acids. The record is from RefSeq and is a predicted model, not a curated record. NCBI's taxonomy places the organism in Eukaryota, Metazoa, Chordata, Actinopteri, Pleuronectiformes, Pleuronectidae. Gene Ontology annotation, molecular function: calcium channel activity; protein binding. The transcript is spliced from 15 exons.